Messenger RNA from Ilyonectria robusta, 1473 nucleotides. RefSeq names its product D-lactate dehydrogenase mitochondrial precursor. Gene Ontology annotation, molecular function: D-lactate dehydrogenase (NAD+) activity; D-lactate dehydrogenase (cytochrome) activity; FAD binding. Bases 1 to 1473 code for a protein of 490 amino acids. Gene Ontology annotation, biological process: lactate catabolic process. The record is from RefSeq and is a predicted model, not a curated record. The transcript has 9 exons. Gene Ontology annotation, cellular component: mitochondrion. NCBI's taxonomy places the organism in Eukaryota, Fungi, Ascomycota, Sordariomycetes, Hypocreales, Nectriaceae.
AUGGGCCGAAAUGGACAGUCUGUUCAAGACCAAAAAAUCACACGUAACUCUCAGCCGGUGUACGCGACGAGGGCUGAAAUGGAACGCGCUGUUGACGAGCUUCGAAACCUUCUCGGAGAGGACAGCAUCAGCACAGAAGAUGAGAUUCUAAAGGCUCAUGGAUAUUCAGAAUGGUCUAGUAUCAACAUCGACAGUCUGCCGGUAGCAGUGGUUUUUCCAACUUCAACAGAGCAAGUGUCAGUAAUUGCUAAAAUCUGCACCAAAUACCGCGUUCCAAUGAUCCCUUAUUCUGGCGGAUCCAGUGUGGAAGGCCAUUUCUCAGCUCCCUUUGGGGGAAUCAGUAUCGACUUUAUGGAAAUGAACAAGAUAUUGGAGUUUCAAAGAGAAGACAUGAAUAUUCAAGUCCAGCCCUCCGUGCCUUGGGCCGAGUUGAACGAAAAGAUCAAGGACAGUGGCCUUUUCUUCCCCAUGGACCCAGGACCGUCGGCGCAAAUUGGGGGCAUGGUAGGAACAAAUUGCAGUGGAACAAAUGCUGUGCGGUAUGGCACCAUGAAAGACUGGGUGGUUAACCUCACAGUUGUGUUGAGUGAUGGAACGAUUCUCAAAACCCGUAGAAGACCUAGGCAAUCCUCUGCAGGCUACAAUCUCAAUUCGCUCUUCGUCGGCUCUGAAGGGACGUUAGGGUUGGUUACGGAAGCAACCCUGAAACUCGCCACCAUUCCUGAAGAAAACGGAGUAGCAGUCAUCGCCUUCCAGACGAUCAAGGAUGCUGCCAGCAUGGCCGUUGAUGUCAUUCACAAGGGCAUCAUGGUGGGUGCAGUGGAGAUUUUGGAUGACGUCCAGAUGAACGUCAUCAACCGAGCAGGUGCCACAGGGAGGAAGUGGACCGAAAAACCGACGCUGUUUUUCAAAUUCAGUGGCACAAAAGCCGGCGUAGCAGACAAUAUUCACCAAGUGCAGCAAAUCGCAAAGGGAUAUGACAUUGUGGACUUCCAGUUUGAGAAUGAUCCAGAAAAGCAGAAACGCCUCUGGUCUGCAAGAAAAGAAGCACUCUGGAGUAUGCUUGCGCUUAGAGAGUCCGGCGGCGAAGCAUGGUCGACAGAUGUCGCUGUGCCACUGUCCCGAGUUGCCGAACUAAUUGAAAUGUCAAAAAUAGAUCUUGAUGGACUCGGACUGUUUGGAAGUAUUCUUGGACACGUUGGCGAUGGAAACUUCCACGAAACCAUAUUAUUCGAUGGCGCGAAAGAGCGCGCCAGUGUUGAGAAGUGUGUCCACAAGAUGGUGGAUCGAGCUCUUGAGAUGGAGGGAACAUGCACAGGUGAACAUGGUGUUGGCCUUGGAAAGAAGGACUGCCUUCAGAAGGAACUGGGAGACGCACCCAUCCAAGUCAUGAGGGCUAUCAAGAAGAGUCUAGACCCGCACUGGUUGAUGAAUCCAGGCAAGAUCUUCGACCCGGAGGUUAAAUCGUCGUGA